Molecule: messenger RNA, 2679 nt
Organism: Misgurnus anguillicaudatus (oriental weatherfish)
Lineage: Eukaryota; Metazoa; Chordata; Actinopteri; Cypriniformes; Cobitidae
Gene: lhx1b
Product: LIM homeobox 1b
Biological process (GO): regulation of transcription by RNA polymerase II; neuron differentiation
Cellular component (GO): nucleus
Molecular function (GO): zinc ion binding; RNA polymerase II transcription regulatory region sequence-specific DNA binding; DNA-binding transcription factor activity, RNA polymerase II-specific
Source: RefSeq, a predicted model, not a curated record
UACGAGUCGUAACUGGAAAUCACAGAAAUAACUAGGGAUAUACAUGAUAUAAUUUUAAACAAAUUACUGGAGAUACUGUGCGCUUCAUUUAAUUAAACUAUUUUUGAAGAAUAAUUAUUCGCGUGACACUUCAACCACAGCUUUUUCAUUGUAUUUUUUAUUAGAUAUAUCCAUGUAUAAAUACAUCGUCUUUAAUGAAGGAGUUGAUGACCACUUAGCCGUUCAUGUGUUCUAACUUUUGAUCAAAAUAUUGGGAUGCUGCAGUUAUUCUAAUGUCUACACUUGUGAUGACUUUGGGAUCACUUGGAUUGAGGAUCACAUAGUUUAUUUUACUUCAAAAAGAUUUUUACCCCCAACCAAGGACAGCAACGUAGUGACCGGAGUCACAAAAUAUGGUCCACUGUGCUGGAUGCGAGAGGCCUAUUCUGGACAGAUUUUUGCUCAGCGUAUUGGAUAGAGCAUGGCAUGCCAAAUGCGUGCAAUGUUGUGAUUGUAAAUGCAAUUUAACAGAUCGAUGCUUUUCAAGAGAAGGACGACUCUACUGCAAAAAUGACUUUUUCAGACGUUAUGGCACUAAAUGUGGAGGCUGCUCGCAAGGAAUCUCCCCCAGUGAUUUAGUUCGGAAAGCGCGAAGCAAAGUCUUUCACCUGAACUGUUUCACCUGUAUCAUGUGCAAUAAACAGCUUUCCACCGGAGAAGAAUUAUAUAUUAUUGAUGAAUAUAAAUUUGUCUGCAAGGAAGAUUACGUGAAUAACAGCAACGGAAAAGACACAAACCUUUUGUCAAUUACUACGUGCAGUGAUCCGAGUUUAUCCCCAGAAUCUCAGGAUCCACAUGAUGAUUUUAAAGACUCUGAGACUGGACACCUGUCAGACAAGGAGACCUGCAACAACGAAAACGACGAGCAAAAUCUUGGUGGUAAACGUCGUGGACCGCGAACCACUAUCAAAGCCAAACAACUCGAGACAUUAAAAUCUGCUUUUGCAGCCACCCCCAAACCCACCAGACACAUACGAGAACAGCUGGCACAGGAGACAGGCCUAAAUAUGCGAGUAAUACAGGUGUGGUUUCAGAAUCGGCGCUCUAAAGAGAGGCGCAUGAAGCAGCUGAGCGCGCUGGGCGCAAGGAGACACAUGUUCUUCCGCAGCCCGAGGAGAAUGAGAACGCUCGGGGAUCGACUCGAAUCAGCAGAGCUUAUGGCCAACGGACAAUACUCUUAUUAUGGUGACUAUCAAGGUGAGUACUAUGGCCCGGGGUCUAAUUAUGACUACUUCCCUCAGGGUCCACCACAUUGCCAAGCCCAAACUCCAGGUGAUAUAGGGUUCAUGCCCUCCUCUGGCCCAUCAGGAACCCCUCUAGGGAGUAUAGACCACCACCAUGCAGCACACCACCCCUCCAAUGAGGCACAAUGCUUUAGUGAGAUGUUAUCGCACCACCCAGGGGACUCUCCCAGUCCAGAGCCCAGCGCACCCACCUCCAUCCACAGUAUUUCAAAUGACUUGUGUGACUCUACCCCGCCCUACACAUCCCUGAACUCUCUCAGUGGCAACGGAUACAGCAAUCAACUGUCGAUUCCCUCAUCAGAGAUGAAUGAGGGGACGGUUUGGUAGCUUUUGCACAACCCAGACUGUUUUGGGAUCCAAACGUGUACUAUAUUUGUGUGUGGUUUUUAUAGAAAAGAUUUUAGUUAAUUUAUCAAUGUAAUUAUAUAUUUAUUUGUUAAGUUGCUUAUUUAUUUAUUUAUUUAUUUAAGCAGCAUCUGUGUACUUGAAAUGUCAAAUGGAAUGUCAAAUAUCGGUCUAUAGAUCUUAUAGCAGUGCUUAAGAUUGUCCACAGAAUAUAGCUAAAGGUAUUGACAGUUUAAGAAAAGCUGAUGCAAAAGGUCUUUAUUUACACCUGGUGUGUCUGUUCAUGCUGGUUUAUAUAAUAUAACAUCAAACUCUUUGCCUUUUAAGGCUUUGCCAUAAUGUCACGUGAUAUCAUUUUACAUCAAAAUCUUUAUCAGCUUGUGCAGUUAUGCUUCUCUUAAGUUUUACUAAGUUUUGAAAGAAAUCUCAUAAUGUUUGCAUUUAAAGGGGAAAUUUAAAAUGUGAGAUACGACUUGAAUUAUAAAACAAAGUCUACCUUCUAAAAUGGAUUUCAUAUAAUCAGUGGACAGAGAGUAGUCAAUUGUUUACAUAUAUUGUCUUCAGGGGUUUGAAUAUUAACAACUUAAUGAAGAAAAAAACCUCUUAUAACUGAUGGAUGAACUUUUUUUAAACAAGUAACCAAACUUUUGUAUUGAAUUUAUAUAUUUUAGUUGGUAUUCACUAUUCUAGUUUGUACAUUAUAUUGUGUUUGCACAAAAAAUACACAAAACAAAACAAAUAUAUGUUGACAAAUUAAGCACAAACAUAAAUUGUCAUUUUUUUAACACUACUUCGGUAGUGAAAUUACUGAACUACUGAUAAGCUAGGCCAUAUAUUGUGGAUUUUGUUGUCGUUGAAAAUACCUGAGUUAAUUGACAUUGAUCUUAACUUACAUUUUUUGCUAAAAAUUCAAUCACUGCAGCCUUCAAUAUUUUGGUCUGGAGUACAACCAUGCACAUUUAAAGAUAUCUGCUUUAGUGAUUGAAUAUGAAAAAAUGUAAAAUAUCAUUUUCAUGGUUACAUAAACAUGGUUAUGUAAAUGAACAACACU